Messenger RNA from Girardinichthys multiradiatus, 9531 nucleotides. Its product is annotated as A disintegrin and metalloproteinase with thrombospondin motifs 2-like. Gene Ontology annotation, molecular function: metalloendopeptidase activity. The record is from RefSeq and is a predicted model, not a curated record. Gene Ontology annotation, biological process: proteolysis; extracellular matrix organization. Gene Ontology annotation, cellular component: extracellular matrix. Lineage: Eukaryota; Metazoa; Chordata; Actinopteri; Cyprinodontiformes; Goodeidae. The coding region runs from base 2647 to 8598 and encodes 1983 amino acids. The transcript has 23 exons.
UUCUAAUUUAUUGAAUAUGGCUGUCUUCAGUUAACAGGCCCUGCACUCUGUCUCAAUGUCACAACAAGCCGAAUGGUCCUAAGAGGACUAAACUACACAGAAAAUAUUGGAUUGCAUUUGUCACAGUUGCAUUUUAUUGAAUUUUACGUAAUUCUGUCACUAACUUGAGCAAAAUGUUUGUCAAACACAAGUGAAUGCUCUAACGUAACAUUAUAUUUGUCACAUGCCAUUUUAUUUUUUUAUUUAGGUAUUUCUUCAGUAGAUCAUGAUUCUUUUUAAAUAUAAGUUUCAGCUUUAUUAAGUACUGCCCCACUUCCCUUGUAAUUUGUAAUAAAAAAAAUUUAAUGUGUAGACUAAUUGCAUCUCUUUAAACUUUCAUUAAUCUGUGUGUCACUGCCAUUAUAAACAACAAAACACUUUAUACCAUUUAAACAGAAACAGAGUUGUGUUUUUGUCAAUGAACAUAACCAUAACCACUCAUGAAUGUGACUUAUAUGUUUUCAGCUGACUUUUUGUUGUUAAUUAGGUGUAAAUGGAAGUUAUUUCUUUGCAUAUGCCUUCCCCUCCUGCAUGUCUAAUUUAAUAGCAGCACAAGGACAUUUGCAAGACAAAUAAAAACUGCACAAAACUAUACAGAUUUUUUCUGAGAUCAUAAUUACUAGUGAUGCAAGUGAGAAGGCUUAAUAUUUUCUAGGUGCAUUGUUCUCUUUAUUUGUGUAUUAUAUUGUCCAUAAUAACUGUGUUGUAAUAUCUCAUAUGCCUUUUGUCACAGCCUUUAGUACAUUAACGAAAAUCAAUGAGAACCACAGACUGUAAAUAAAGCCAGAAUAGAUUUUCUGAGAGAUAACUGUAAUACAUAAUUUUAUUAGGAACAUGUUUAUUGGAUUUAAAUGUUGUAGUGAAUCUAGCUAAUUAUUUAGCUAUUUGUUGUAAAAAAUACAUUUAGAAAUUCACAUACAAUGCCUUGUACAAGCCUCCCUAACUCCUAAACCUUUAUUUCUUGUUAGAACCAUUUCUUUGAUGUACUUUUAAUGGGAUUUGAUGUGACAGACCAACAGAAACUAUUAGCAUAUUUAUGAAGUGGAAAGAAAGUUAUAUGGUUUUCAAUGUUUUUGUUUAAGAUAUUUAGAAAAUAUAUUCUGCUGCCAUCACUAUGUUUUACCAUAGGGAUGAGGUACUUGUGGUGAUGUACCCAUCAUCCCCAUGGUGAAACAUAGAGAUGGCAGCAUCAUGCAAUCUUAUGCUGUGCGGAUAAUUUUUCUUCUGCAGGCUGAGAUUGGGGUGUUAAGAAGAGCUAAAUAUUGCACAAAAACUGAAGAAAUCCUAUUAGAGGCUGCAACAGACUUGAGUAUGGGGAAGUGGUUCACCUUCUAGUAGGACAACGACCCUAAACAUACAGCCAGAGCAACAAUCUAAUGAAUUAGAUCAAAGCAUAUUGGUGUAUCAGUAUGACCUAGUCAAAGCCUAGAACUAAAUCCAAUUACGAAUUUGUGGCAAGACUUAAAAAUUGCUGUCCACUCAACCUCUCCAUCCAGUCUGUUUGAGCUUAAACGUCUAAAAGACUUUCAGGUGCAAUUGGAGUGAAGGAUGGCUCCAAAAAGUAUUGCCUUUGUUCAGCUCCCCUGGUCAAACUAAAGAAAGGCCUCCCUGCAGCAUGAUAAUGCCACCAUCAUGUUUCACUGUGGGAAUGGUGUGUUCAGGUUAACUCUAGUGCAACCCACCUUAUUAAUGAAAACUGAAAACCAAUGAAACUUCACUUCAAAUUGUUUACAAAAAAAUUUUUUAAAACGUUGCAUUACUUCCCUUCUACUUCAUAGUUUUUUGUGUUGGUCUAUCAGAUUAAAUCCCAACAAAAUACAUCAACGUUUUUUGCUCAUAUUUGUUGUCUAAAUUAAAAUGCACAUCAAUGUUUAAGAGUUUAGUAGUCAACAGGGCUAAAUGAUGCGCUAAAUGAGGGCAAUGCAGGCUAGGAAGGACUAGAAGGAGCUCCUCUCUCUGCCUGUAAAUUGGACCCUUGGGUCCUGCAAGUACCCAGCACGCUUCCUGCAGGUUGCCGCAAGGGGCGCUGGUGCUCAGCCAGUCCAGGACGGCUUGCUGAAUAUUCAAAGUUUAUAAAAAGGCUUGCAGCAUAUCAGGGACCGCUGGAGCGGAGCGCUGAACUGUACUUGUGAUCCUGGAAAGAGCGGCCAAGUUGUAAAAAACGACUACAGGCCGAGACCCCCUCACGCUAGAAGUGUGAUGAAGCAGCGAGCUGUCAGCGGGCCUGUCUGUCAGUGGGCCAGCGCUCCGUGAAACAUCUCCCCAUCUCACACACUUACACACACGGGCCGUGGGUGGGAGCCCAGUGGCCGGUGCGAGUGUCAGACCAGCAGGGGAAGAGGAGAGAGACGUGGAGCGGAAAGAAAAGGAAGAGUUGAGUGAGAGAGGGGAGAGAGGGGGAGACCUCGACUGAUAGAGAGAGAGAUAAGAGAGAGAGGGAGAUAGAGAGAGAGUAGGAGAGCUCCGUCUUUCCCGGUGCACUUGGCAGUCUACUUGCGGGCUGCUGUGCUGUUGCUGUCGUGGCGUGGCUGGUUGCGCCAGGCGGGGGAACUUCACCACACUGGAGCCCGGAGUCCCACUCUCUCACCUGCGCAGUUCGGAGCUGCCAUGGCUCUCUCGCCAGGAUUGACUGUCCUAAUUAUUCUGCCGGCCUUCCUGCUGCACACCAGCGGCCUUUACAUCGCCAGUAGCGUUGACUCCCUGCAGAACAUCCUGGGGGACUAUGGACUGGUAAGGCCGAUAAGUGUGGAUGCAGAGGGCCGCUUUCUGUCACAUGCCAUCUCGGCUGGUCAUGUGGCAGCGGGGCAGUCCCGUAGGCGCCGGAAGAGGGAGGUAGGAGAAGGCGGCGAUGAGUGGGAAGGACCUAGAGGAGCCGAGGAAAACCAAGAGCACCAAGCCGGCCAGAAGAGGCUCUACUACAAUGUCACCGUCUUCGGCCGGGAGUUCCACCUGUGUCUGCGCCACAACACCAGGCUGGUGGCCCCCGGAGCCAAGAUGGAGUGGCACGAUGACAGUGACAGCAUCUGGUACUCUGAGCCCCUGCACAACGAGUGUCUGUAUGUGGGGGACAUCACAGACACACCAGGAGGCACCGUGGCUCUCAGCAACUGUGACGGCCUGGCUGGAAUGAUCAGAACAGAGAAAGAGGAGUUUUUUAUUGAACCAGUGGAAAGGGGCAAUGGAGUAAUAGAAAAGGAGGAGGAUGGAGGAGGAGGGAGGACACACAUCAUCUAUCGCUCGUCAGCUGUUAAGAAAGUGCCCAUCAGCAGCCCAGCGGCAGACUACCACUCCAGAGGUGCAGAUCUGGGUGGUCUGAUGGACCUAGAGUCUCUGUAUCGUGGUGUGCAGCAGAGCAUCAACCACACACGGGCUUCACGAGUGCGCCGGCAGAGUCUGGAUAGAGCCUACAACAUCGAGGUGCUGCUGGGCGUUGAUGACUCUGUGGUCCAGUUUCACGGGAAGGAGCAUGUACAAAAAUACCUGCUGACCCUCAUGAACAUCGUGAACGAGAUCUAUCAUGACGAUUCUUUAGGAGCACAAAUCAAUGUGGUACUGGUGCGGAUAAUCAUGUUGGGCUAUGGCAAGUCCAUGAGCCUGAUUGAACUGGGGAACCCAUCUCAGAGUCUGGAGAACGUGUGUCGUUGGGCCUUUUUGCAGCAGAAGCAAGACACGGGUGACGCAGAGUAUCAUGAUCAUGCCAUUUUCCUCACACGCCAAGAAUUCGGCCCUACGGGCAUGCAGGGUUAUGCGCCAGUGACAGGGAUGUGCCAUCCUGUGAGGAGCUGCACUUUAAACCACGAAGAUGGUUUUUCUUCCGCUUUUGUGGUGGCCCAUGAAACCGGGCACGUACUUGGGAUGGAGCAUGAUGGUCAGGGAAACCGCUGUGGCGAUGAGGUGCCCUUGGGCAGCAUCAUGGCUCCUCUGGUGCAAGCUGCCUUCCACCGCUUUCAGUGGUCUAGAUGUAGCAUGCAGGAGCUGGGACGCUACCUUCAUUCCUAUGACUGUCUUCGGGACGACCCGUUUGACCACAACUGGCCAUCACUCCCUCAACUUCCUGGUUUGCACUACUCCAUGAAUGAACAGUGCCGCUUUGACUUCGGUGUGGGCUAUACCAUGUGCACCGCGCUACAAAAGGCGGGCCAGUCAGGAUCGCAGUACCGUACCUUUGACCCCUGCAAGCAGCUGUGGUGCAGUCACCCAGACAAUCCGUUCUUCUGCAAGACCAAGAAAGGGCCACCCAUUGAUGGCACCAUGUGUGGGAAUGGACAGCACUGCUUUAAAGGUCGCUGCAUUUGGUUGACUCCUGACAUCAUGAAGCAAGAUGGAAACUGGGGCUCAUGGAGCGAGUUUGGACAGUGCUCACGCACCUGUGGGAGAGGAGUGCAGUUUCGCACCAGAAACUGUGACAAUCCCAGUCCAGCCAAUGGUGGCCUGUCCUGCAGGGGGCCAACUUACCAGUUCCAGAUGUGCAACACCAAUGAGUGUGAGGACAUCUACAGUGAUCCCAGGGAGGAGCAGUGUCACGCCUCAGAGUGCAGCAACAAGCACCACUGGCUGCCUUAUGAACACCCAGAAGCUGACAAACGCUGCAACCUAUAUUGCCAGUCAAGGGAAACCAGAGAUGUGGUCCUCAUGGAUAAACUGGUGCUGGACGGCACACUCUGCUCGUACAAAGACCCGCACAGUGUGUGUGUGCGUGGAGACUGUGUGAAGGUUGGCUGUGAUGGCGUGGUGGGCUCCCCGAAGCUGGAGGACAAGUGUGGAGUGUGCGGAGGCGACAACUCCCACUGCAAAACCUUCAAAGACACAAUCAUGCGGACUGCUAAAAAGCAAGGCUUCCUUAAAGUUCUGGAAAUCCCUAGAGGAGCAAGACAUUUACUGAUUCAAGAGCUGAAAGGCACCUCACACACUUUUGCUGUUAAAAACGUGGCUUCAGGACUGUUUUUCCUAAAUGGGGAAACGGAAUACCCAGAAACCCGUUCUGUCAUAGAGAAGGGGGUGGAGUGGGAAUAUGAGAAUGACAAGGACAAGGAAACUCUUCAGAGCACAGGGCCCCUCAGACAUGGAAUUCUGAUAAUGAUGAAAUUACAUGGAGAUGAGGAUGUAAAUUUGUCGUAUAAAUACUUGAUGAAUAUUGAUGGUGACUCGACCAUUCAGGACAACAUGCUUGUGGAGGACAGUGCCUACGAAUGGGCUCCGAAGAGAUGGUCCUACUGCUCCAAAGCAUGUGGUGGAGGGAAGCAGUAUCUGCGAUAUGGCUGCAGAAGAAAGGUUGACAGCAAGAUGGUUCACAAAAUCUUCUGUAACAAGUCCAACAUGAAGCCCAGAGGAGACAUGAGAGACUGCAACCAGAAGCCUUGCCCUCCACCGAUCUGGGUGACAGGGGAGUGGCAGAACUGCAGUAAGCUCUGUGGAAAGACGGGCAUGCAAGUACGCUCUGUCACCUGUGUUCAGCCUUCGGAGGACAACACGACACGCCUCAUUCACAAUAAACACUGCAGCGACGACCGUCCAGAGUCCCGCAGGUCCUGCAACCGAUAUCCUUGCCCCACGCAGUGGAAAGUUGACCCCUGGUCACCGUGUUCAGUGACUUGUGGAAACGGGACGCAGCAGAGGCAGGCACUGUGCCACACCAGGGACAACACCAUUGGACUUUGUCUAGACAGCAAGCCUGACACAAUCAGAGUUUGUCGAAUGGAACCAUGUCGCAAGGGCUCAUCAGACCUCAACAAGAAUGGCAACAUUCUGAUCCACUGGCUUUCCCGCCCCAACCCCAACUACCCAAGGAUCUCAUCACGCCUAUCAUGUACGAGAGACCGCUCUGUGUUUUGUCAUAUGGAGGCUCUGCAGCGCUACUGCUCUCUACCAGACUACUGGCGUUUAUGCUGCAAGACCUGCAACAGCAUCAACAGCACCAAAGCUGAACCUAACUCCACUGGUACAUCCACCCUCAACAGUAAUGUCACUCCUACUCCAGCCAAGAACCACCUGAGCUCCAUCUUGACCACUGCUCAACCUACUAAAGCAGCCAUCUCCACCACUUCCACUGAUACUACUACUCAACUCCCAGCCUCCAAAACCUUAACCCUUUUUUCCACUGAAUCUUCAACAAGAACAACAAAAAUAAUUUCCAGACAUAAAUUGGUUGCAACAAGCAUUCCUUUCCUCCCCACCGCCUUUUUCAGAUCUGUUUCAACUUCUACUGCCACUCGUUCCCAAGUCUCCUCAACCAAAACCCUUCAUUUCACCAGCACUUCACUGAGAACCAGAAAAAUAAUUCCCACUUAUCCGCUGGCUGCGACGAGUUUUCCUUUCCUCUCCACCACCAUUCCCAACACUUUUUCAACUUCUGCCACCAACAAUUUUCCAGCUUCUACAACUCAACCCCUCCAUUUCACCUCAUCUUCACCAUCUACCACAAGAGUAAUUCCGACACAUCCACCAGCUACUACAAGAAUUUCUUUCCUUUCCACCUUUUUUCCUACUACCAUCACUUCUUUUACUACCAGUCAUCAUAAUGCUGAGAUCACAGAUCCACUGCUGCAGAGCACUUUAACUCCUUCAACAGCUAAGACAACAAGUGCCAACGUCCUUACACCAAAAUCCACUCAUAUAACAAGAGGUUCGACAGAAAACUGUACUAAAAUAGUCAUUAGGCCAAAAUUCAAUCCUAAAAAGAAGAUAAAGCCACAAAUCAAAAAAGAGUUGGUUCCAUCAAAGGGAAAUCUAAAAAAAGAAAUAGCACAAAGAAAUACUACAAAAAAAUAUGUUCCACCAAGGAACAAUCUUCAAAAGAUGACAAGUAUUAAUAAAAAAAAUGGAGCUCCCAAAAAGAUUAUUGUGACAAACUCCAAUGGGAAGAAGCCCACUCCAACAAAUACAGCCCCCAAAAAGACUUCACCAUCAACCCUUACUCCAAAGAAGACCACUCCAAAGAAUACGCCUCCAAAGAAGACCAUUUCAUCAAAGACUAUUGUGAAAAAGACUAACCCACCAAGCACCUGCGCCAAAAAAAAUAUUCUACCAAACCCAACUGUGAAAAAGACCACUCCAGCUAAAAACACCCCCAAAAAGACUAUUCCAUCAAACCCUACUGCAAAGAAAACCACUCCACUAAAUAAUACUCCAAAGACUACUAUUCCAUUAAAAACUAAUGUGAAAAAGUCUAAUGCAACAAACACAAGUCCAAAACAGAAUAUUCUAGCACACCCAACUGUAAAGAAGAAGAUUCCAGCAAAUAUUACCCCCAAAAAGACUAUUCCAUCAAACCCUACCGCAAAGAAGAUUCCAAUAAAUAAUGCACCAAAUAAGACUUUUACAUCAAGACCUACUGUGAAGACGUCCACUCCAGCAAAUACGAUACCAAGGACGGCUAUUCCAUCAAAGACUAUUGUGAAAAAGGCUAAUCCACCAUUCACUAGUGCCAAAAAUGCAUCUACACUGAAUACAACUCCAAAAAAUACUUCUCCAGUUAACAAUCCUCCCAGGAAGAAAACUCCAAUCAACAUUUCUAAAAAGACAGCGCUAGUCAAGAAAUUUCCAGAGAAAAAAACUAAACCUGUACCUAAAAAGGAGGUUCAUUUAAGGACCAGUCCCCCAAAGAAUACUCAACCAAAAAAAAUUAUCACAAAACAACCUCAAACAAAGACCAACCUUAAAAACAACCCAAAACAAGCACCAAAAAGUGCUGUUAAGUUGAAGGUCAAUGUCAAAAAAAAUAAAGUCACAGAGAUAAAGACAAACCGAAAAAACAAAACUUCUUACUUUACCACACCACCCACCCCUACUGAGGUGUUUUCUUCCACUAGUCCCUCCAGCAGCGUUGUGCAAGUUACAGUAGUAAGCUUGCCUUCUUCUGAGUCAAAACUCAGUCCUAUAUACAUCAGUAGGGAUGCAAUGGUUACCAACAGAACUCCACUCAUACACCAUGGCGGCACAGACAUAGGGACGACACCCGGCCCUAUCGAUGAUUUUAUAACACCCUCUGAUGAGGCUGUCACAGGCACUAUUCCAUAUAGUGAAAGCACAGUAACAAGUAUUGGUGAAGAUACAGAAACCAUCUGGACCUUUCCAAGUGGGGAUGACAUUAAAGAGUCCUACAGCAGUUCAAGAGGGAUCACAGACACCGUUGUGCUGGAGGACAGCCUCUCCAUGAUGAUCCCAACUAUAAACGGAGAGGAUACAACCUCUCCACCCUGGCUGGACCUGCCUGAAUACAUCUCUGUAGGUGUACCCAUUCCGACAAUGACUUCAGACCUACCUGGCACCCCAGUACCCACUGUGGAAUCUCACACAAAGGAAGAACAAGUGACAGUAACCCCUGAAAUCAUCUCCACUUUGAAGCCUCAGCAAAAUGUUGCGGAGUACAAUGAGAGAAAUUCAAUCGACGUCUUUGAUAACAGAGUUGUUGGUGUGGACGGUGACGUCUCUCAAAACAAUUUGAUCCCAAAGCACCGGGUCAGCCUCAGAGAACAAACCAAGAACAAACGGAUACAAGAACUUCUGGAGGAGAAGCGAAAUUUUGUCCUCAGGAUGAAAAGGGGCCACACGGAACAAUAGAACAGCCUUAUGGAUUUAUCUUGUGGGAAUAAACUCUUCUUGACUGCAACAAUGUUCUAUAUCAUGCCAUCCAAAGGGAAACAAAGAGAUCAUCUCUUAAAAAUCAAGCAAAAGGCAUCAUUCUCAAAAGUUGUGGCAGAAAAUAUCGUGCUCAGUAUUACAGAUUUGAUGCAAUUUGGCUUGUAGACACAGUACUGCGAAAUAAACAGGGCCUUUGAAAAGCCAAGUUGUUUCCCUUUUUCUCAAACAGUGCUGUUGGCUGAGAAUUUAGUCACCAUGUACAAAGAUUUAAGAUUUUGUUAAAACAAUAUUAUUUUUACAAGCAUUCACAGAACAGAAUUUAGCACCUACAGUCUCCAAUUCACAUAUUACAUGACUGCCAAUGACUGCAUCCAACUCCUUAAAUGAGAUUAAACCAUUUCUAAGUGGUCCUGGGGAUAUUAGACAUAACAGUUCAUGUUAGAUGUGAUAUCAGUUUUUACACUUGGUAGAGCAGGGCAGUUUCCAAAGCAAAGAUUUUCUGUAAGGUUUCUAAACUCUCAGGAAUCUAGAGUGAAACAUUCAUUAAGAGGCUGUUGUAAACAUUUGGUGCUUGAACUUCCUACCAAGCCAUGUAGGAAAUAAAUGUCCAUUGAUCGUGUUUUUUGGUCAGUUGUGGUGCUUUUUUCAUCAGUGUUGCUAAAAGUUCAAAUGUUUCUUACGCAUUUGUUUAUGCACGAAAUACAAAUUAAAAAAGUCUUUCUUCAUCAUAUCUUAGCUAAACCUCCAAGGGCCAGUCUGUUUUCUUCUCUGAUAAAGUUGUAUUAUUUGUACAUGUUUGAUUUACAGCAUCUAAAAAUUGCCUAUCUUUCUGUACUAUAUAUGUACAUAAGAAAAAGAAGCUAAUGUUAAAUAUUUAUUAAAGUUUAAAUGCCUUUGAUAAUUUGCAAUUCA